Molecule: messenger RNA, 1528 nt
Organism: Astyanax mexicanus (Mexican tetra)
Lineage: Eukaryota; Metazoa; Chordata; Actinopteri; Characiformes; Acestrorhamphidae
Gene: c1qtnf9
Product: C1q and TNF related 9
Exons: 3
Coding region: 104-1141 (345 amino acids)
Molecular function (GO): protein binding
Source: RefSeq, a predicted model, not a curated record
UGAAGUCAUCAGAUCUCAAGCUGUAGAUAUUAUUUAACAUUAGCUUGUGCAAACAGGCUGGUUUCUGAACUAAUUCUCCAGGGCAUAUCUAGCUGUACAAAUCAUGUUGUUUGCCAUGAAAUUCACAGUUCUCUAUCUAGUAGCAUUGGUUCAUGCUGCAAAGCAGGACACUCCUGGAAAAAGUGAUGACUGUGUUUGCGGACACCCCGGAAUACCUGGCAACCCCGGACACAAUGGAAUGCCAGGGCGCGAUGGACGAGAUGGGGCUAAAGGUGACAAAGGAGAUCCAGGUGAUAAUAAAUCGUGUGGAGCAGAAGGGAGAGAUGGGCCAAAAGGAGACAAAGGAGAAUCUGGUGUUCCAGGGAUAGACGGGAUUAAAGGCCGACGUGGAGAUGCUGGGGAAAGAGGCCCACCUGGUAAAAUGGGGCCCCAAGGCUUUCCGGGACCACUUGGUCUUAAAGGUGCGAAGGGAGACACAGGAAUGCCGGGGCCACAGGGCAUCAAAGGGGAUGUGGGGCCUCCGGGGCCUAAAGGGCCACAAGGAAUCACUGGAAAUCAAGGAGAUAAAGGCUUGCCAGGACCAAUAGGGCCACCAGGUAGACCAGGACCUAAAGGCGAUCUAGGCCCUCCCGGUCACAAAGGCAGCAUUGGCUAUCGUGGUGAUAAAGGUAUAAAGGGUGAUGUUGGGGAGGCGGGGCCUAAAGGAGACAUGCCUGUAAUACCCCAAAGUGCCUUUUCAGUUGGCUUGACUACUCAAAGCAAACUACCAGCUGCUAACAUUCCAAUCCGCUUUGACAAAAUCAUCUACAACCGUCAGAAUCACUUUGACACAGAGAGCGGUCGCUUCACCUGUGCUUUCACUGGUACGUAUUACUUUACCUACCAUAUCACUGUCUUCUCCCGAAAUGUCAGAGUAGCUCUCGUGAAAAACGGCCAGAAUAUUGUUCACACUAUGGACCUUUACCAGAAUGGCGAGGACCAGGCCACAGGAGGCUCUGUACUCUAUCUGCAGGCUGGAGAUAAGGUGUGGCUUCAGGUGGUAGGAGGGCUGUCUUACAAUGGACUCUAUGCAGAUGAAGAUGAUGAUACAACUUUUUGUGGAUUCCUCCUCUUUGCUGAGCCACAAAACUCUUCAUAUUAAUAAGUACUUACAAUUGUUAAUUAAAAUAAUAAAACAGCAGAUAGAUGUGAAUCAGUUCACCAAUUCAAAAAAUACUGUGUGAUCCUAAUCUGAUGUAAGCAAUACUAGGUUGGGCUCUAAAUGGAGUUAAUGUCAUAUUCAUAAGUUUUGUCACAUUAUUUCCUGUAAAAUACAUUUGGGACAGUGAGCUUUACGCAACCAAAAAAAGUAGUGCUAUACCUUGAUUGUCUGACAUUAUUAGGGAAACAAUUAUUGUGUAAUACCAUUGCACAUUUGGAAAUGUCUUACCAUUUGUAUAAAAAAAUGUUGGCUAAUAAUAUUUGAGAGAUUAUAACAACCGUACUGUUUUAUGUAUAAUCAAUAAUAUAAUAAAAUAAUUGAAACAUG